CGUACAUUGCAUACGUUUCCUUGGUGUCUGGAAGAUUGAUUUCGCUGAAUAAAGAUGCACAUCAGCAGUGUUACAUCCCGAAAAAGUCUGCAACGAAUUCUUGGUUCCUCCAGAAGCUAUCUCGGAGCCUACAAUGUCACGGGUAGAUUCCUUUCGAACGGUCCCAAGUUUGCGGUCAAAGCAAAGCGAUCUGAUUUGACCGUCCUCUCUGCGUCGGCGGUAGUAGCCUUGGCGGUGUUUCAGUACAAAGAAUACAGCAGAACGAAGCUGGAACUAAGCGCCGAAGAGACUACCACGACUUUGUUGAACUGGAGUGGCACUCAUGUGGUACAAGUCGAUAACAACCGAUACUGGGAACCCGAAACAGUGCAAGAAGUAGAGGAUAUUGUUAGAUCUUGCCAUAAACGGGGUCAGCCGGUCCGGCCGAUUGGAUCGGCUCUAAGUCCAAAUGGGAUUGCGUUUCAUCAGAACGGUAUGAUGAGCAUGGCCAAUCUCGAUCGGAUUCUUCAGGUGGAUGUGAAGAAUCAAAGAGUCACUGCCCAGGCCGGAGCUCGUGUUAGCCAGGUGGUCGACGCUCUCCGUCCCUACCACUUGACACUUCCGAAUCUUGCAAGUAUCGCUGAGCAGCAAAUGGGUGGCUUCAUUCAAGUCGGCGCGCAUGGAACGGGACGGUCUAUUGCUCCAGUUGAUCAUUACGUCACGGAAAUCAAACUUGUUACCCCAGCCAAAGGCACCAUUACACUUACAAAAGAUGAUGGUGAACUAUUUGAGCUCGCCAAGGUGGGCUUGGGAUGUUUGGGAGUGGUAGUAGAAGUUACCAUGGAAUGCGUACCGGCACAUAGACUAGUGGAACAUACAUUUGUGUUGACACGCGAAGAAGCCGUUACCCGAUUGCAAGAGUUGCUUACGGAACACAAACAUAUGCGUUACAUGUGGAUACCAUAUACUGACUCGGUUGUGGUUGUGACGAACGAUCCCGAAGAUCAAGUGAAAGAAAUUCCUAAAUUGAAAAAAAUAAGCGAAGACGAACGCUUUGCCCCUCUGCGCGAUUUAAUGUUGGAGCUUUCUAACGAAUGGCCCGAACCGUAUACGAAAGAAUCGCUGCAAAGUAUCGGAUUUGGAGAGCUCCGCGAUGCGCUACUGGCUAUCGAUCCUUUGGGAAUCAAGCACGUCAAACGAUGUAACGAGGCCGAAGCAGAAUUUUGGAAACGAAGCGAAGGCUAUCAGGUUCGUCCUAGUGACGAACUACUACAAUUUGAUUGCGGAGGGCAGCAAUGGGUAUGGGAAGUCUGCUUUCCAACGGGGACUCAGGAAAAGAGCAGUGGCAAUGAUAUGGACUUUAUGACAGAGUUGUUGGCUGGAAUCGAACGUGAGGAAAUCCCCGCUCACUCUCCUAUCGAACAGCGCUGGAGUGCGUCGUCCUCGUCUCUCAUGUCACCUGCGUACGGACCCAAAGAUGGCUUGCAUAGUUGGGUAGGUAUCAUCAACUACCUUCCGUCCGAAGAUGAAGGUCAACGCAGGGACAUUUCGGAACUCUUUACCGGUAGGUACUGCAAUUUGAUGAGAAAUGUGGGGCAAGCUGUGAGUGCCACUAGUCACUGGGCCAAGCUAGAGCGUCCGAAAUCGAUGUGGCAGCUCGUCGAUACACAGUUAUUCUUGCAGACACGGUUUCCGUUGAGGCUCUUCAACGAAGCUCGAGAUAUUUAUGAUCCCAAGAAUAUUCUGGGAAACGAUCUACUCAAUCUGGUUGUGGGCAAACCAGGAACCAAGUAA
Phaeodactylum tricornutum CCAP 1055/1 is the source of this 1773-nucleotide messenger RNA. RefSeq names its product L-galactono-1,4-lactone dehydrogenase. NCBI's taxonomy places the organism in Eukaryota, Bacillariophyta, Bacillariophyceae, Surirellales, Neidiaceae. The record is from RefSeq and is a predicted model, not a curated record. Gene Ontology annotation, molecular function: galactonolactone dehydrogenase activity; FAD binding; D-arabinono-1,4-lactone oxidase activity. The transcript is spliced from 2 exons. Bases 55 to 1773 code for a protein of 572 amino acids. Gene Ontology annotation, cellular component: membrane.